Messenger RNA from Pyrus x bretschneideri (Chinese white pear), 969 nucleotides. RefSeq lists its product as uncharacterized. Gene Ontology annotation, molecular function: structural constituent of ribosome. Gene Ontology annotation, biological process: ribosome assembly; translation. Gene Ontology annotation, cellular component: mitochondrial large ribosomal subunit; ribosome. The coding region runs from base 187 to 969 and encodes 260 amino acids. NCBI's taxonomy places the organism in Eukaryota, Viridiplantae, Streptophyta, Magnoliopsida, Rosales, Rosaceae. The record is from RefSeq and is a predicted model, not a curated record. The transcript is spliced from 6 exons.
GAAGAAAAGGCGAACAUGUGGAGACCGAAAAUCAAAAGAGAAAUUAUCCCAAAAACAAUUACGAGUUACGAACUUACGACAUCCCUCUCCCACUGGUUUCUACUUCUCGCUCCCUAGUCUUCACCAUCAGCUAGUGCCCACCGCCACCGCCGCCUUCCUGGAGAAUUCUUCUCUUUGGUUGAAGACAUGGUGGGUUGGCAGAAGCAUGUACAGUCCCUAAUCCGUCAAGUUGGGAAAAGAGUGGAGAAUUAUAGUACUUCUUCCUUUUCUCCUUGUCAUUUUCUGAAACUCCAGACACCGCCUUCUCAAACCAUGUCAAGGCCCCUUUAUCACUACUUUCAACAGUUGGGAAUUUCCACUUCAAGGAACUUGCUUGCAGAUUUGUCUGCUGGAGUUACUCCUCUACCAGCAUCAGAUGGUGAAAAAGGUGAAGAACAGGGCCGGAAAUCACCCUCUGGACCUUCACAAGUUCAAUUUGUCUUAAAGGGAAUUAAUCAGAGCCCUAAUAAGGUCAACUUGGUUGCCAAACUGGUUCGUGGUAUGCGUGUUGAAGAUGCAUUAUUGCAACUGCAAGUGACAGACAAGCAAGCUGCAAAAACUGUGCAUCAGGCUCUUCACUCAGCCCGGGCAGAUGCAACUUAUAAUCAUGGGUUGGAUCCAGAACGUCUUCUCGUUGCUGGGGCCUUGGUUGGAAAGGGAUUCGUGGGAUUCCGCAAGAACAGACUUUACUACCAUGGUAAAAGCAAUGAUGGAACUAAAGUGAGACCAAAUUACCAACUAACGGUGAUGCUAAGGGAGAUAGCUCCCGAAGAGGAGGAGGAGAUAGCUAAACAGAGGGUUAACAAUUUUCUCUAUCUCAAGAAACGCCUCAGGCUCACGAAGCAGGAAAAUAAAUUUGUUUCUCACUACAUUACCAGCGAUCACAAAGGCAAAGCCAGUACCAGUCGACCAAGUGGUCUGGCUUCAUGA